Molecule: messenger RNA, 2331 nt
Organism: Closterium sp. NIES-65
Lineage: Eukaryota; Viridiplantae; Streptophyta; Zygnematophyceae; Desmidiales; Closteriaceae
Source: the annotation of a GenBank genome assembly
AUGGCCGACUCGGACCCCCCAUUGAGCAUUUCCGCGCCGUUGUGUGACGACCCUGCUGCGCCGCCUCCUACCACUCCUCCUUCUCCUAUUUCUGCUUCUAGUACUUCUUUUCUUUCUAGAGUCGCCAGCAGGCGGCGGUUCGCGCGGCGGGUGCUGCAGAUGGAGCGGGAUGAGGGCCACGAGUGCCACCCGACGAGAGAGGAGCUGCGGGUGGGAUACCACUGCAUGGUCGAGCACGACCAGUGGCUGCAUGUGCACGGAAACUGCUGGCAUGCUGAUAUGCCGUCUGUCCAGCAGGUGACUGAGCUUCUGCAGCAGUUCCCGAAUCUUGCGUCUGUGCGCGUGCCACUGCGUGGUGACGUGGAUUUGGGCCCGGGUGACGUCAGGACGGUGCUGGACGCGGUGGCGGGGCUGGGGGCGCUGAGGAGCUGCCACGUGCAGGCUGACGUGGCGGGAUGGAUGGAGCGGGAAGAGCGAUGUGGGCGGCGGGAUGAGGAGACGGAGGAGGAAGAGGAGAAAGAGAAAGAGAUAGCACGAGAGUGGGAGAGGCGGUGGGCUGAAGAGGAUGGUAUAGUUGUAAAGGUUGCAGCUAGAGAGCUGGUGGCAAGGCGUGGGAGAGAGAUCAGGCGAGAGAGGAAGGAGGCGAGGAGAGAACAGGAGCGGCAGCAGCGGCGGACGGAAAUGAGCCGCGCUAUUAAAGCAGGGCUCUUAGGUGUGGUCUCCAGGGUGGCUGGGAGGGGGGCUCGCCUGUCUCCUGAUCUGUUUCUCGGGCUCGAGUCUCGGCUGCAGAAGCUGAUUCUGCUGCACACUCCCUACAGCAGUGGCGAUAGCGACGGCAGUGGCAAUGGUGGCAAUGGGGAGCGUGGGGAUGGUGACUAUAGCGAGGUGGUUAUGGUGAUGCACGGGUCCGCCUGGCGUCUGUCGCAGCUGCAGGGGCUGGAGACGUCGUUAAGAGUGCCGUUUGACGACGACCAAGAGGAGUUCGAGGAGGGGCGUGGCGUGUGGAGCCAUUAUCUAGGACUCACAGAGGAGGUCCCGGAGGAGGAGGGAGAGGAGCAGCAAGGACUUGCACAUGCCCCAGCCGCAACAGCAGUCGGAGUAACAGCAGCAGGAGUAGGAGCAGCAACAGCAGCAGGUGGGCCAAUUCGAGGGCUGGCCUCGUUGCCGCUCCUCUCCUCGCUCACCCUCCGCUCCUCCCUCGGCCUUCCCCCAUCCAUCCGCCACCUCCGCCACCUCACCCGCUUCCUCGCCCCCAAAGCCCUCCCAGACACCUCAGACGCCCUCCCCCUCCUCCCCAACCUGCAAGUCCUCUCCAUGACGGCGGACGGAAUAACCGCAGGCGCGCCUCUACCCGUGUCUCUGCGCCGGCUACAGCUGCGCUACAACCAGUGCAGCCUGCUGCACGCUGCAGGGCGGGCAGCCGAGUCAGUGGAGCACCUGGAAGUGACAGCAGUGGGGGCAGGGGGGCAGGACUCGUGCGUGUACGGCGACUUGGUCCCCACGCUUUCCCCACACCGCUGGGACCCAGCGUGGAGGGGCGAGGGAGACCGGUUCUUGUUCCCGAACCUCCGAGAGAUGAUUGUGACCAAGUGCUGGGGGGGUGCUAUGGAGGUAGACAUGGGUCCCCUGCCAAGCCUCACACACCUGUCGGUGUUUUGGUCCGUGCGACUGCAUGGGAUCGACCAGGGAUGGUACUCUAACCUCCGCUACUUGCACUUGUAUCAGCCGCUUCCCGAUUGCCACUGGGAAGGGAAGCCCGGGGGGGAGCUAGGCUCGAGUAAUCUCUUCUCCCACCUGCCGAGCCUCCACUCGCUAGUGGUCGACAAUUGUUGCCAGCUGGGCGGCAGGGAGAUGCUCGCGUCCCUGUCAGCGCUGACUCAGCUGCACACGCUCGGCCUGUCCGUGAUCCGGAAUGACAUGUGGACAUUAACUUGUCGCACCGAGGUGCCUUGGUGGGCCUGGGACCACGGCCUUGAGGCCUAUUACCAGAACAACACUCAAGUGAUCCACUUAAAGCCAGAGAUUGCCUGCCCGGCGUCCCUCCGAGUGCUGCAAAUCGCCAAGUGCGACCUGCCCUUCCUCCCUGACUCCCUCGCCUCUGCCACCGCUUUGACUGAGUUGACUCUGCACCACUGGACUAACCUCCAAACGCUGCCGUCCUUCUUUUCCUCCUUCACUGAACUGAGGAGGAUUCGGGUGACUGGGUGUGGGGAAACGAAGCCGAGUGCGCCCCCCGGCUUGCUUCCCCAGUUGAAGGAUAGGAACUGGUUCCAUUCCGUGGACUGUGAUGGCUGUAGGGAGCUGCACAAGCGUGAGCCGUGCGGUGAAUGA